AUGAGGCUGCCCUGUGUCUUCUGGCCACAACUGUUCUGGGCCUUUAGUCUGUGCUUUUUAAAGACAAUAACAAAAUCAGGAGCAUCUCCACUUAACUGCCAGGAAACUUGUGUCUGUGCCAGUGAUGUUAUCAGUUGCUCUAAGAAGGACCUGGGAGUGGUUCCUAGUGGUUUACCAAAGUAUAUAGCAAUGUUAGACCUCAGUCACAACAACCUGCUAAGAAUACGGGCUGAUUGGACCACAAACCCACUAAAAAACUUCAUACAUUAUUAUUGUCACAUAACCAUAUAACCUUUGUAUCCCCUGAAGCUUUUCAUUUGACCCCCAACCUCCGUAAUCUGGAUUUAUCCUGUAAUAAACUGCGCACAUUUGAGGAGAAUGCAUUUAGUGCUCUGGAAAACCUGGAAGUACUUCUUCUCUACAAAAAUAAACUAGUAGAUAUUGAUCGCAGUGCAUUUGAUGAAAUGAAGCAUUUACAAAAGUUAUAUCUGAGCCAUAAUUUAAUGCAACGCUUCCCACUAGAACUGGUAAAGGAUGGAGAGAAAUUGCCAGAGCUUACAUUACUUGAUCUCUCCUCCAAUCACAUAAAAGUUCUCCCAGUAAAACAGCUUCGGGUGCUACCUGCUUGGCUGAGUAACAGGCUAUAUCUACAUGGAAAUCAACUGACCUGCAACUGUGAAUUGUAUGAACUUUUCUGGCACUGGCAUGUACGUCAGUUGGCAUCCACCAUAGAUUUCAGAGAAGAGUUACAGUGUUAUCUACAUGCCCAGCAACGGACUGUCUCAGUGUUUUCCCUCAAUGGUAGUGACGGUAUGAACUGUAGUGUUGUAAGAGAGACUGGAAUGGAGGCACAUCUUGAGGAGACAGUCACCUUAAACUGUGACACCAAACAAAGAGGUGUAAACCUAAUGUGGGUUACUCCUGGCAAUGAAUGGAUACAAAAACAUGUUGAUGGGACAGAGGGAAACCGUAGCAUACAUUUGCUUGGCAAUGGCAGUCUUCAAAUAAAACAGAUUCGUUUGGAAGACAAAGGGACAUAUACUUGUUACGCUCAAGGGGAGGUUCUGAAUGAAACUCUAUAUGUUACACUCACUGUAUUCAACUUUACACAGCAUGUCCACCAGGAUACACUAAAUACAGCAUAUACCACUUUAGUGGGAUGUGUGGCUAGUGUUAUUCUAGUCCUGAUUUACCUAUACUUGACACCAUGUCGCUGCUGGUGUCGGCCAGGUGAUAGGGGGCAAGGGGAGGACAGGGAUAGCAUCCGCUCAUCGGUCCUCAGUGCCACCCCCAACCAUGAGACUACUAGUGAGAAGGCAGCCCUCAGUCGUCAUGUGGCUUUUCUGGAUCCCCCUGGAGAUCUGCAAGGUCAGAAUGGUAAACUAAAACCAAAUGGUUCACAAGAAGCUCCUGGAAUAAAAGGCCACCAGCUACAGCCAUCAUCACCACACAGGAAGCUGUCAGAUCCAGGAUCUAUCAGUUCAGUAUUCUCUGACACUCCAAUUGUGGUGUGA
Staurois parvus is the source of this 1514-nucleotide messenger RNA. NCBI's taxonomy places the organism in Eukaryota, Metazoa, Chordata, Amphibia, Anura, Ranidae. The record is from the annotation of a GenBank genome assembly.